UGCGCUUUUCAGUUCCAGUUUGUGGUCCCGUCUCGCUAGCAGCUGGCGUGCGGCACGACCGCACUUGCCACUCGUUUUACUCAAAAUUAUUCAAUCACUCAUACCCCCGAAAAUUGUGCCGUAUAAUCUCAUGUGCGCCAGCGUACGCGCAGUUGUGUAUUUUGUGUUGUGAUUGAGUUAUCGAACGUCGGCAGCGAGAAUUACAGUUACUUUUGAAAAGAAGUUGUAGAAAACUUAAAUCAAGAUGGCGAUUUUUGGCAUGGCGUCCGCGGUGGCGGGCUUCGUGAAAGUCCGCUACCUGAUCGACAAAGCUGUUAUCGAUAACAUGGUCUUCCGAAUGCACUACAGGAUCACGUCCGCCAUAAUGUUCCUGUGCUGCAUACUUGUGACCGCAAACAAUCUUAUUGGUGACCCAAUAUCCUGCAUCAACGACGGUGUCAUACCGAACCACGUGAUCAACACAUAUUGCUGGAUCACGUACACAUUCACUCUGCCGAACACAGCUUCUAAGGGCAUCUCACAUCCCGGUCUGGGCAACGAAUAUGGAGAAGAGAAAAGGAUCCAUUCGUACUACCAGUGGGUCCCGUUCAUGCUCUUUUUCCAGGGAGUAUUGUUCUACCUCCCUCAUUGGAUUUGGAAGAACUGGGAAGAAGGCAAAGUCCGCAUGAUCUCAGAUGGUAUGCGAGGCACCAUGGCAACGAUUGACGACAGUAGGACUAACCGUCAGAGUCGACUAGUUCAAUAUCUGAUAGACACCAUUCACAUGCACAACACCUACUCUUUUGGUUACUUCUUCUGCGAAGUUUUAAAUUUCGUUAAUGCUGUUGGGAAUAUAUUCUUCUUGGACACAUUCCUCGGUGGCGCAUUCUUGACGUAUGGUACGGAUGUCGUGAAGUUCUCAAAUAUGAAUCAAGAAGAUAGAACCGAUCCUAUGAUUGAAGUAUUCCCAAGAGUCACCAAAUGUACAUUCCACAAAUUCGGAGCUUCUGGAACAAUCCAGAAACACGACUCGCUUUGCGUUCUUGCCCUCAACAUUCUGAAUGAGAAGAUAUUCAUUUUCCUUUGGUUCUGGUUGAUCAUCCUCUCGGUUGUAUCUGGUCUGGCGCUAGUUUACUCAGCUGCUGUCAUACUUCUACCUAGUACACGCGAAACAAUUCUGAAGAGACGCUUCCGAUUUGGUACACCUAACGGUGUCGAAGCCCUAGUUAGAAAGACACAGGUUGGCGACUUCCUUCUCCUGCAUCUACUGGGACAAAAUAUGUCGCUUCGUGUGUUUGGAGAAGUAUUGGACGAAUUAGCGAGGAGACUACACUUCGGUUCGAACCCACCGUCUGCUCCUUCCACCAUCGAAAUGGCCCCGAUUUACCCCGAUAUUGAUAAGUUCUCCAAGGAAACAGAGACGUAAGCAUUCUUGUUGGAGAACAAUACAACCCUGUACUGAAAUCUGUAUAAAACAAAGGCUCAAAUACGUUCCUCGAGUUUAUUACGAAAUUUUAAGUAUUAUCAAGAAAUUCUCAUCGAGAUUCGAAUUUGAGUCUUGGCAGUUAUUGUUCCUACUGGUUGUAUUGUUCUUAUUAUCUGAGCAAGUUGCUAUUAGCAGCUAAAAUGUAAAUUGAUAUUCCCAUUGUGAACGUAUAGCGAACUCAUGACAUUCCUAUUUUUUAUGUAGACAAUGUUUUUAACGAAGCCACAUAUUGCCUUUAAUACGGAAACAAUUGUAAGUGUGAAUGAAUGAAUAUUUUUAUAUGGAAAAUAAUAUGUAAAGUUUUGUGAUUUCGUAAAUGUGUUGUUGCUGUACGAUUGUUUAAAAUCUAAAACAUAUCAGGGUAAUAUUUGUGAAGUACUAUUGAUUGGUGGACUAAAAUACGAUUAAUGUUAUUGUAAAAAAAUACACUUGUUAUGAUAUUAAAAAAGCAGUUCGGCUUAAGGCUGCUCAAUAUUCAAAGGCUGUCAAAAUUUCAAUUUGUUAUUAAGAAUUUAGAACUAUAAAGCUCGUUCACAUGCUUUGUGAUUUUGAUAUGAUUUGAAAGACACAACAAAUUCUUGCAACCUUCAAUCAUAAAUCGAUACGAUUAGAAUAUAACCGCGCGCAAAUUAGCAGUGUAUGAUUUAUUAUUUUAGAAACUUUUUGUAGCAUAUUAAUUUCAAGUGAUGUAUAAAUCCAUGUAUACAUGAGCUAUAUUGUAGGCUAUUGCAUGCUUCUUCUUACUGUUAAUUACCUAACAGAAAAGACAAAAGUCAACGUUCGAGUACAAAGUAGUGUUGUGUACAGACAAUUUGACUAGCCUUAUUGGGUAUUUCUAAAGAUUUAUAUAAUUUUGAUGAUAUUAGGAUAAGUAUAUUGGUGCAAGUGGCAGUGUCAAAUGAUAUUUUUAUACUCGCGUUAUUUACUCCCAACGUUGUGCCAUUAUAUAGAAUGAAUUUUUGGCGUAAAAAGUUUAUAACCAGAAGUGCAUUUUACUAGAACAUCUAUGGAAUGCCCUAACUCAUUUAGGACCAAUUUAUUGUAUGCCUUUUUGUAUUUAGUAUAAGACUUUUCAGUCAAUUUAGCCAUAUUCAUAAUUAUAAGAAUUAUAUGUUAAGUGACUUCCAAGAAUCUCGACAAAUGUUUCUUCCAUAUAAAUAAAGUUAGCAUAAUAAGUUCCCAGUAUAAUACUGUUAUCAUAGAACUAACUCGAUAUUUGGUUAUAUGCGACAAAAUGUACGUAGUCGCAUUUUUUGUUUAUAAUUGGACAAGCUAUAUCUCUCAAUCAUUCCUACUAUAGCUUAUAGUGCUAGGAAGACUGUUCUUGUGAAUUUUUAUUUUACGGUAUUCAAUGUAAUUUUGGUUAUAUUUUCAUUCAAAUAAAGUAUUAAAAUUU
Messenger RNA from Colias croceus (clouded yellow), 2861 nucleotides. It is a transcript of the gene Inx3, whose product is annotated as innexin inx3. Gene Ontology annotation, cellular component: gap junction; plasma membrane. The record is from RefSeq and is a predicted model, not a curated record. Gene Ontology annotation, molecular function: gap junction channel activity. The transcript has 9 exons. Gene Ontology annotation, biological process: phototransduction. The coding region runs from base 245 to 1405 and encodes 386 amino acids. Lineage: Eukaryota; Metazoa; Arthropoda; Insecta; Lepidoptera; Pieridae.